Messenger RNA from Symbiodinium necroappetens, 837 nucleotides. The record is from the annotation of a GenBank genome assembly. NCBI's taxonomy places the organism in Eukaryota, Dinophyceae, Suessiales, Symbiodiniaceae.
AUGGACGCGUACAGCCAAAUGCACCAACUGAGCAUCGAAAGCAGUGUAGCGACCACUGGCUCUCUGAUCCACCUUGCUCGAUUCUUGAGACGAUGGCAGAUGGCUUUCCAAUUCAUGACACUCGAGAAGCAGCUCUGCACCGGAGAGCAUGGCUCCGUCAGUCGGAUCUCCUUCAACUCGGCUAUCAGUGCCUGCGAAGCCGCGUCGCAGUGGGACGCAGCCCUGGGCAUCUGUGAGUCCAUGGAUCGCGGCGAUGGUGUGACCGUCAGCGCAUGCAUUUCCGCCUGCGAGAAGGGGCAAAGGUGGAUCAGAGCAGUCGACCUCGCUCGGCUUUUGCCUCAAAUGCUCAUUGCGCCGAAACCCACCCGUGGUGAUCUCCAAUGUCGUGCCAUAGCCCUCGCAGCGUGCAUCAGUGCAUGUGAGAAGGGCCUCCAAUGGCAAAGAUCUCUGCAAACGGCCUCUGAUUUGCGGCCUUUUCUCGACUUCCAGAAGGCCUCCAAGACUCUUCCAUACAAUGCAGCAUUGUGCUCCUUGGGCCGGAGUGUUCGCUGGGAACUGGCUGUGAGCAUAUUUCGCUGGCUUCCGAUGUCUACUCUUCGGCCCAGUCUCGAGUCUCUGAAUGCAUGCGUCGGAGCCCUGCGCACCGCGCAGGAGUGGUCGAAAGCUAUGUCAGCCUGGUUGACCUUAGAGCAGUCAGCUCUCAUGCCAUCAGUCGUAACUAUGGCUGCAUCUGCUGCCAUAAUCUCUGGCCGAGCAGCAUGCAAUGCUCUCAUCUCUGCUUGUGCAGAACCAUUGCGAUGGAGAAAGGCCAUCUGUCUCUUCGAGAUCAUCGGCCCU